AUAUAUUAUUAUUAUUUAUAAAUUAUUUAAUUUAUAAUAUAAAAAAUAUAACACUUGUUUAAUUUUAAAUAAUAAUAAAAAUUAACAUGGAUAAGAAAGUUAUCGGAGUUCUUGGUGGCGGUCAAUUGGGACGUAUGAUGAUGGAACCAGCCAACAAUUUAAAUUUAAAGGUCAAUAUUCUUGAUGCUAAAGGUGCCCCAGCUACUCAAGUUCAAGUCUCUGACCAUGUUGAUGGUGAUUUCAAGGAUGAAGCUAAAAUCCAAGAAUUAGCCAAGAAAUGCGAUGUUUUAACUAUGGAAAUUGAACAUGUUAACUGUGAUGCUCUUGACCGUGUUGCUAAAGAAAAUCCAAAUAUUGAUAUCCAACCAACUCCACAAACUGUUAGAAUUAUUCAAGAUAAAUUCCUUCAAAAGGAACAUCUUAAAAAUUUUAACAUUCCAAUUCCAGAGUACGCAAGUGUUACUGAUAAACAAUCUAUUUUAGACAUUGUUAACAAUAAAGGUUUUGGUUACCCAAUAAUGUUAAAGUCUAGAAAGUUAGCUUAUGAUGGAAGAGGUAAUACUGUUAUUAAUAACGAAAGUGAAAUUGAAAAUGCAAUUAAAACUUUGAACCCAACUGGAGCAGAUAAUGCUUUAUAUGUUGAAAAAUGGGUUCCAUACAAGAAAGAAUUAGCUGUUAUGGUUGCUCGUAGCAAAUCCGGUAACACUGUUUCAUAUGAAACUGUCGAAACUAUUCAAAAAGACAAUAUAUGUCAUAUUGUCUUUGCUCCAGCUCAAAUUGAUGGUUUAAUUCAAAAGAAUGCUAAAGCUAUUGCUGAACAAGCUAUUGCAUGUUUAUAUGGUGCUGGUAUUUUUGGUGUUGAAAUGUUCUAUCUUGAAAAUGGUGAAAUUCUCGUUAACGAAAUUGCUCCACGUCCACACAAUUCUGGUCAUUACACUAUUGAAGCCUGUGAAACAUCUCAAUUUGAACAACAUAUUCGUGCAAUUUUAGAUUUACCAUUAGGUUCUACAAAGAUGAGAGUUGGUGCUGCUGCUAUGGUUAAUAUCCUUGGUACUGGAGACGGUGAAGAAGGUUUAGCUGACACUCUUCGCCCAUGUCAAGCCUCUAUGACUAUUCCAGGUGCAACUGUACAUUUAUAUGGUAAGCGUGAAUGUCGUAAAGGUAGAAAAAUGGGACAUAUUACCGUUACUGCCGAUACUAUGCCAGAAGUCGUUGAAAAGGUUGAAAAACUUUUGGAAUAUAUGCCAAAUGGUAAAAAGUAUGAAUUUAGUAUUUCUCCUAUGGUUGCCAUUAUAAUGGGAAGUGAUUCUGACUUACCAACUAUGAAACCAUGUGCUCAAAUUUUAAAGGACUUUGAUGUUCCGUUUGAACUUUCAAUUGUUUCUGCUCAUCGUACUCCAGAUAGAAUGUUUGAAUAUGCUAAGAAUGCUCACAAGAGAGGUAUUAAAUUAAUUAUUGCUGCCGCUGGUGGUGCUGCACACCUUCCAGGUAUGGUCGCAGCUAUAACACCACUUCCAGUUAUUGGUUGUCCAGUUGCCUUAAGAGUUCUUGAUGGUGUUGAUUCAUUAUACUCAAUUGUUCAAAUGCCUCGUGGUGUCCCAGUUGCUACUGUUGCUAUUAAUAAUUCUACUAAUGCUGCUUUAUUAGCUGUUCGUAUUCUUGGUUCAUCUAUUCCAAAAUACUUAGAAAAAAUGGAUGAAUAUCAAACUAACAUGAAUAAAGAAGUAUUAGUUAAAGUUGACAAAUUAGAAAAGGUUGGAUGGGAAAACUAUCAAAAAUAAAUUAUUAAUCAUCUAAACAUUAUUUAAAUAUAUGUGUAAAAUUCUUACUACCUAACAUUAAAUGAAAUAAAUUGUUUAAAUAUAUUAUAAUGAAAUAAAUCAUUUAUUAAUAAAAUAAUGUUUAAUGCUAAUAUAAUAUUUUAUUAAAAUACAAUAUUUAAACAAUAUAAAGCAAAAACAAAAAUAAUAAAUAUAUAAACAAUAUAAAGAGUAAAAACAAAAAUAAACAGAAAACAUUAUAAUGCAAAUAAAAUAAAUUAUCAAUAAAAAUAUAAUAAAAUAAAUGAAUAUCUUAAAAAUAAACUAAAAAAUAUAUGUAAAUAUAUUAAAUAAUGAUAAUAAUAAAAUAAAAACAAAAAUAAUAACAGUGAAUAAAA
Anaeromyces robustus is the source of this 2158-nucleotide messenger RNA. Lineage: Eukaryota; Fungi; Neocallimastigomycota; Neocallimastigomycetes; Neocallimastigales; Neocallimastigaceae. The record is from the annotation of a GenBank genome assembly.